AUGGCGAAGUUGCCUCUGGUACAGGCGGAUCUCGAAGUCAGGGACUGGUGGGAACCAUCGCGCGUUCAAGAGGCACUCUCUCGCCAGCCGCGCUUUGUCCGUCCUGAUGUCGCCAGUCUGAAGAGGACAGUUCUCUGCACCGUCAUCCCUAGUUUGUAUUUUUUGGGCCAUGUUUUGCCCACUUGCUCCGGUGACGAGGCAGUGAGUGACGCGGGUGCAUCCGCGGUAGUCUGCACAAUCUGGGCUGCAUUAUGUCUCUUCGCUCUAGGUGCGGCUGCCUGCAGGAACCCUGGAGUUGUUCCGCGUGCCUCCGACCCAGCGCCUGCUUCUUGCCCAGCAAGGUUUCUGGUGGUAAAUGGCGUGCAGGUGAAGCAGAGGUGGUGCAGCACUUGCAGGGUUUAUAGACCUCUGCGCUCGAAGCAUUGCUCUUAUUGCGAUCGAUGCGUCUUUCGCUUCGAUCAUCACUGUACGUGGUUAGGAAAUUGUGUUGGAUUGGGAAACUACAGAUCUUUCCUGCUCCUCGUGGUUACUGCGACGCUGUUCUUCGGGCACUCCUCCGUGAUCACAUUCAAGGUUGCGCGGCAGUGUCUUCGUGAGGCGAGCGAAGUGAGCGUUAUUCGGAGGCUGCUUGUUGCCAACGGAGGAAAGUUCUUAUAUGCGGCCUACGCCCUCGUGAUGUGCUUGGCGUUCAGCAUACUUCUGCUGUACCAUCUCAUCAUCAUGGCAUGCAACUUGACCACGAAUGAACAUGUUCGAGACUAUUACAUGGAGAGGAACCCGUUCGACAUCACCUGCAUGGAAAACUACCGGCAAGUGCUUUGCUUCCCGUACGGGCGAAGCUAUCGAGUCGAUGCUGGGGCUGCUGUUGAUUCCACUCGUGAAGUCGAAUAA
Molecule: messenger RNA, 891 nt
Organism: Symbiodinium sp. CCMP2456
Lineage: Eukaryota; Dinophyceae; Suessiales; Symbiodiniaceae
Source: the annotation of a GenBank genome assembly